Messenger RNA from Oikopleura dioica, 390 nucleotides. Lineage: Eukaryota; Metazoa; Chordata; Appendicularia; Copelata; Oikopleuridae. The record is from the annotation of a GenBank genome assembly.
AUGGGCCGUGUUCGUACUAAGACUGUCAAGAAGGCUUCCCGCCGAAUCAUAGAAAAGUACUACAUGAUGCUCAACUUGGAUUUCCACACCAACAAGCGAGUCAUCGAGGAGAUCGCCAUCAUCCCCACCAAGCGACUCCGAAACCAGAUCGCCGGAUUCAUCACUCACUUGAUGAAGCGAAUCCGAGCCGGUCCCGUUCGAGGCAUCUCCAUCAAGCUCCAGGAGGAAGAGCGAGAACGACGAGACAACUACGUCCCAGAGGUCUCUGCCCUCUCCGACUCCAACCUUUUGGACGUCGAUCCAGCCACCAGCGCUAUGGUCAAGGCUCUCGAUGUCGAAAACAAGGAAGCCCUCGUCGACGCCCUCAAGUGCACCGAGUCCCGAGCAUAA